AUGGUGCUUGUGGCCCAUCAGCUGCUGGAGCAGUUCACCACGGCCGAGACUUCUGGGCAGGAUACCACCUACUAUGCCAACAUCCUGGCAAUGCCGUAUAUCGUUAACGGCUCGGCUCGCGGCUACCACUUGGCUGAACCGGAGGACUGGCGCGUGAAAGACAAGAACUGGGUUGGAUGGGCCCUCCCCUUUUCCACCACCGAUGGGCAGCUGAUGCACGUGACGCCUUACGCCCGGGAUUGUUUGCGCUAUGUCAAGUUCCUGAUGUCCACUAGUGGUUUGGGGGCUACUGCAGAGGCACCGCGAUCCUUGGUGUCCAUGCAGGGCUUGGCCAGACAGGCGGCCUUCCACAACGCCCGCGAGGUGCAGAACAGGGCGGGCUGCAGUUACCAGGCUGGGACCACCAGGGUAUUGAGGAAUGAGCAGAUGAGCGUGGUCACCUCCCUGGAUCCUGGGAUCGGCAAGCUGAUGGACGACGCAGGGGCUGCGCAACAUUUUGGAUCCUUUUAUGUGGCGCCGGAAGGAUUCUUCUACAUGCUCAAGCCUACCCCUGUUGUCACGGCCAACAAGAAGUUCACAACGCCUGUGAUCAAGUUCCAG
Molecule: messenger RNA, 600 nt
Organism: Durusdinium trenchii
Lineage: Eukaryota; Dinophyceae; Suessiales; Symbiodiniaceae
Source: the annotation of a GenBank genome assembly